This is a messenger RNA of Melanotaenia boesemani (Boeseman's rainbowfish), 3657 nucleotides long. RefSeq names its product SEC62 homolog, preprotein translocation factor (gene sec62). Gene Ontology annotation, cellular component: endoplasmic reticulum membrane; endoplasmic reticulum. Gene Ontology annotation, biological process: post-translational protein targeting to membrane, translocation. Lineage: Eukaryota; Metazoa; Chordata; Actinopteri; Atheriniformes; Melanotaeniidae. The transcript has 8 exons. Bases 61 to 1311 code for a protein of 416 amino acids. The record is from RefSeq and is a predicted model, not a curated record.
UCUCGCGAUACUUACCGCGCGUGCGUAGCGUCGCGCACGAAGAAGCUGAGUUGGAGGAUCAUGGCGGAGCGCAAGAGGCACAAGAAGCGGGUCCAGGAGGUGAGUGAACCCACCAAGGAGGAGAAGGCGGUGGCAAAGUACCUUCGAUUUAAUUGCCCAACCAAGUCCACGAACAUGAUGGGCCACCGAGUUGACUACUUCGUUGCCUCCAAGGCAGUGGACUGUUUGCUGGACUCAAAAUGGGCCAAAGCCAAGAAGGGAGAGGAAGCUCUGUUCACCACCAGGGACUCGGUGGUGGAUUACUGCAACAGACUUCUAAAGAAGCAGUUCUUCCACCGAGCUCUGAAGGUAAUGAAGAAAAAACCUGAGAAAGACGCCAAGAAAGAGAAAGAGGAGAAGAAAAUCAAGGGCGACAGCAGCAAAGAGGAGGAGAAAAAAGGGAAGAAAGAGAAGAAGAAAGAGUCUGAGGUUGCCGAAACCAAGAAAGAGAAAAGUGAUGACAGCCCUGGAACCCCCAAGAAGAAGAAAGAGGUGAAGAAGAAGUUUAAACUGGAGCCUCAUGAAGAUCAGCUGUUCUUGGAUGGAAAUGAGGUUUAUGUAUGGAUUUACGAUCCUGUUCAUUUUAAGACAUUUGCUAUGGGUCUGAUCCUCGUUAUUGCAGUUAUAGCCGCCACACUGUUCCCACUGUGGCCAGCAGAAAUGCGUGUUGCAGUUUACUAUUUAAGUGUUGCAGCCGGCUGCUUUGUUGCCAGUAUACUGCUUUUAGCUGUUGCCCGCUGCAUCCUCUUCCUAAUCAUCUGGCUGGUGACCGGUGGGCGCCAUCACUUCUGGUUCCUCCCCAACCUGACAGCAGAUGUUGGUUUCAUCGACUCAUUCAGGCCACUCUACACUCACGAGUACAAAGGACCUCGAACUAGCGACAAGAAGGGUUCAGACAAGACAGACGAGAAGGACGGUGGCGCCUCAGCGAAGGCUCAGAAGUCAGACAGCGACGAGAAGUCAGACAGUGAGAAGAAGGAUGCUGAUGACGAGGAAGAGGAUGACGAGGAGGAGAGCAAAGAGGCAGGGCGAGAGGAGAGCAAAGAAGCGGAGGGGGAGGGAACGGAGGAGCGCCAUUCGGACACAGACAGCGACCGUAGAGAAGACGAAGGCUCGCAGCAUAGCAACGGAAACGACUUUGAGAUGAUUACCAGGGAGGAGCUGGAGCAGCACACAGAGGAAGAGGAGGAAGAGGAGGAGGAGGAGGAGGAGACACAAGUAAGGAAAGAAGGGGAUGGGAGUGAGACUAAACUCCAGACUGCUGAAACAUAAACUUCUUCCAAUUCCAUCAGUCUCUUCUUCUCUUUGUCCUUCCCUCCCUCCCCGCUGUGAUCCCAGGACCUGAUAGUCUGGCCUCUCUGAGCCUGCAGAGAAGCUCCAUCUCAUGUUGUUGAGAUCUUCCACUAAACAGUACCGGGAUAGACACACUUAAAGGUUAAUGGCCAUGACAAUGGGGAAAACAUGUUUAAAAAAAAAAAGCCUUAUGGUGGAUCUGAUUCCACCAACCCAAAUGUUAUUUAUGCUAAAAUAAAACUUCUGCCAGACAUGUUUGCCUGAGGAACCCAUCAGACAAAUCAACAGCUCUGAUGGUUUUUUUCUUUCUUUUUUAGUUCCCUCAUGUCAUGAUGUUUUCUGUCACUUCAGCUCAAUGUUCUAUUUAUGUCCAACCAUAUUCAUUGGGAUGUUUUGUUCAUGAAGUCAGAUCUUUAUGAUUUAGAUGAGCCACAAUGUUUGAAUGACCAGUAAGAGAAGACUGGCAUCCAUGUCCUGUUUUUUUGUUUUUUGGGGGGGUUUUUUUCCAAUCAUUAUAUUGUCCUUUAAAGCUUAACAUUGCAGGUGUAAUCACCAUAGUUGUGGAGCACGCUUCACGUCCUGUUGAAUGCCAGUGAGUCUGAUAGCUUUCUCGGGCAGCACUUUAGACAGAAUGCGCUCAGCUGAAACCUGAACUUAGCCAGAUUGGACCAAAUCCUGUAUUUAAGUCAAAGAAAACUGUUAUCAACCAUUUUGAGGAAGAUUGGGUGUUUGGACAGCAGAGUAUUUUGGCUCUUGAGGUACUAGUCAUUUUCUUUUUUUCUUUUUUAAAUUGCUCAUGAUCAUAGUGCAAUCCUCCACCCAGUGUGAAAUGCUUCUAGUUCAUGUGACUUAUCUUAAGAGUAAAUAUAAACAACUGGGACACAGCUGGCUUAAUUAAUGUUCAUUUACUUUUUUAAGAUUGUAGAAUUUGCUGAACAACUAAAGUCAUAAGAAAUUGUUUUUUUUUAUUAUUAUUAUUUACUACCAGAACCACAUACAAAGUAAACUAUAGUGCCAUACAGCUGAUAAUAAUUGUAAAUCAUACUUUAAUACACAAAGUGGAGUGUGAACGAUAGAGGGGGGGUUGUGACUUGUUAAUUUGGUUAUUUUGUAACUGCAGUGUCAAACUCCUCCAUUCUUUAAAAAAAAAAAAAUAUAUAUAUAUCAAUAUAUAUCUCAGAAACAGCUAAACAAAGAUUUUUUUUUUUUUUUGGUCUCAAUGAAACCAUUAAAAACUCGCACAAGCCAUCAUAUGAAUACAGAGCGUACCUUUUCAAGCUAGCUCCUGAAGCCAGCUGAGGCUGGUGGCUGUGGCCCAGUUACAGAGGUCCAAGCUAUUUCCUUCACAUUAUCCUCUGGCUAGAAUUGUCUUAGAUACUCUUUUUAGUCAUAGUGAUUUAUAUGUCAUUUAUAUGUGAACUCUAUUGAUAUAUCAGAUAUAUGCAUACAAUACUCUAAAGUUUAUGAAACAAGGUUUUUUUUAUGUUAGCAGGUGAAACAUCGUUCGCCAGUGUUUUUGUUUUUUUUUCUUUUGUUACAAUCACCACAUGUACUCAUUUAAAUGUAGCAUUUGGCAUUAGAAAAAUGGUGGGAAUCUAUUGAAUAUCAGGAUUUUUACAUUUGCAACUAUUUUGUUCAAUGUGAUCUGGUUGGUUGUGUGCUGCCACGUCAGCAUUUCUCCAUCAACGAUCAGUCAUUAACUUCAGGUUAUAAAACCAGUGGCUUGUGUAACACUGCCACAAACCUACCAGCUCCCACACAAUCCGGUUUAAUAUUUUUAUAUUUCUACACAGCUGUAUUUUUUAUUUUUGUUUCUCUUUGAAACAAACUCGUCCAGACUAUAUUUAUUUGGUUUUAUCCCACUGAGGUGUGUAGUUCUGUCUGUCUUACAUGUCUCCAUGUUUUAUAUAUUUUUUUUUCUUUUCCUUCCCUUCUCUAAACAGGCAAAGUGCACCUCUUGUUUCUUCAGUUGCCAGCGUGCCCGUUGUUAGACUAAGAAUAUUGGCAUAACCAUUUCACAUAAAAAAAUAAAAGUCUAUUUUCCCAGUUGUUCUUGACUGUUGCACAGUAUCGGUCUCUUGUGUAUUGUAGUAUUACUCUCUUUGCUGCUGCUUCUCAUCGCACAUUUCUGGGGGAAAUAAAGUGAAAAUGUUGAAUUUUCCACAUUCUAUCUCUGGUCAAGAACCGUCUUUUGAUCAUCUAGUUGUCCACAUUUGGAUCUAUAUCAUUCUCAAGACCGUCUCCUGCAAUAUUGGAGUGUAAUUUAAUAAAAUUGGAUGUCUGGAAUAUAACUGUGUUAUCAUUGCAAUAAAAAUAUACAAAGCA